UAGGAAGCCCGUCCCUACCGUCGUCUACCCGCCGCCAGCACGACUCCUCCUUCCCGCUUGAACAGCUUUUCCGCUUCCUCUCGGUAGUCUCCGGCGCCGGCGAGCUCCUUCACCGGCAUCCCUCCCCCUUCCUUCUGCGCGCUUCAUUUUCCUCGUCGUCGGGCUCCCCGCCUCCGCAGCCACAGAACCGAAGCGGCGUCGAUGGGAGGCGAGGCCACGAGUGCCGGCGGCGGGGGUUUCCGCGCGCGGAUGGAGCACUACCUGUACAGUGGAGAGAAGAAGCACGUCCUCGCCGGCAUCGCCAUCUUCGCCGCCGUCUUCGGCGUCCCGUGGUACUUCAUGACCCGAGGAGCAAAGCAUGAAUCUCAUCAAGAUUACAUGGAAAGGGCUAACAAGGCGAGGUCGGAGAGGCUUUCUUCUGGACAGCCAUCGGCACUGAAAGAAUGAAGUAGUAGUGCCUAUUCUGGCCCCUGACGUCUAGAGCUCAGCAUACUCUUUUUUGUUUGUAAUCAGAGGAUUUUGGUCUAUUGUGAAAUAAGCAGAUAUCUUUCUUAUCUCGCUAGAUGUAGAAAAUUGGUGUAAUACACACCAGAAAAUUUGUCUACUGGAGCCUACGUUUCCGUCUGAUAUUCUCGAGGGCAUGACCCAUACAGAAGUCUUGCAAUAUUUUCUACCUGUUGCGUAGUAUUUCAGCUAAAUGUUUCCCUA
This is a messenger RNA of Panicum virgatum (switchgrass), 708 nucleotides long. RefSeq lists its product as uncharacterized. The record is from RefSeq and is a predicted model, not a curated record. The transcript has 2 exons. Bases 202 to 447 code for a protein of 81 amino acids. Lineage: Eukaryota; Viridiplantae; Streptophyta; Magnoliopsida; Poales; Poaceae.